This is a messenger RNA of Alternaria postmessia, 2943 nucleotides long. RefSeq lists its product as uncharacterized. Gene Ontology annotation, molecular function: mRNA binding. Gene Ontology annotation, cellular component: cytoplasm. The transcript has 6 exons. The record is from RefSeq and is a predicted model, not a curated record. Bases 1 to 2943 code for a protein of 980 amino acids. Lineage: Eukaryota; Fungi; Ascomycota; Dothideomycetes; Pleosporales; Pleosporaceae. Gene Ontology annotation, biological process: post-transcriptional regulation of gene expression.
AUGGCCUACCAAGGCAUGGGAGGAGGCAACGGCCUCAGAUCUCCUCGCGAAGAGUCGUCGUUCCUUUCCCUGAAUCGCGCCGCUCAGAACCAGAACGGCGACGGCCGCGCGACCCUGCAGCGCCGCUUCACGACCAACAACAUUCCCACCAUGAGUACACCACUGUCGCCAAUCGGGCAGCAACGCAGACAGGCGGCAGAGCCGACCGAAUUUACUACAGCGACGUACCACAAGCUGCAAGUUCUUGAGAGGAAACGGAUCGAACACGAAUAUCUCAAAGAGGCGAAACGGCGCUUCGACGCUGAGAUGGAGCUCCUCAACCUGCAAGCCCAGCACGGCGAAACUGACAUCAACCGAUUCUCAAACGAUCACUACGGCGGACCUGCUCAUAGCCAGCCCACCACACCGCCUGAGUACAGCGAGGUCAACGGCUUCCCGUCUGCACUAUCGCGUCCGAACCGUUUCAGCAUGUCCAGUAUCAAUCCGGCCAUCACUACACGCAGCAGCCGCGCCAACUCUCAAGUCACUUCCCCUCCUGCCAACUUCCAGGGCAAUGGCAAUCUGCCUUCGCACUCGAUGCCAGGAUCUCGUCGUAACUCUGAGGAAGAGCACGAUGACUUUGAGAACGACGACUUCACCCCUCUAAGUCCAGCUGCCCGCAAGAACAACCGCAUGUCGAUGCCCGUUACUAGAAUGGACUAUGGCAACCGCGGCGGUCUCCCAGAUGUGACCUCUCUUCUAGGUCACAUCGACACCGCGGGUUUCUUGUUUGGUGAUGACGCUGCUGCCUCUCAAGACCACAAGGCGUUCCUUCAGAUGGGCAACACAAAGGACGACUUUCCCGUCCUGGUCCGCCGCGAUGGUGCUGGUAAUGCUUCCCAGAUGGACGAAUAUGAGUCCGGCCGUCCCAACGGCAAUGCCGAGAACACGCCUAAGAACAACCGUCGCUCGGUCGAGUUCAACUUCAGCCCCAAGAACAACGAGUCUAAGCGCUCUAGUUACACUGGUCCAACCAACGGUAUGCCGAAGUUGACCCAGUCCUACUCUACCAACGAUGUUCCGACCCUCAAGAACGGAGUCAACGGUGCCAACAGUAUCGGUUUCACGCACUCACAGCAAUUUCACAACCACAACGCUAGUCUGGGUCGUAUUCCGUCAAACGUCCUAUCCAACCGUAGCAGCCGAGAUCUCUCACUUGGCAACCGCGAGCCUGAGUAUCGUUCUCCGCAGUCAGGCCUGCACGCGAGUGCUGCUCCCUUCGGUCCAGCAAUCACUUCAGGUGCUACCAACGGCAACAGUGGGCUUCCGUCGACUGUCGGUUCACCAACCAUGUCGCAGUACUCUAGUGUUCAAGCCGCCAACCCAGGAUACUAUGGAUAUGGUAUGAACAUGCUCAACAGUGCUAUGAACGGUCUCAAUCUUGGAGCUGGAGCUGGCCCCGGACCUCAGUACGGUGGACCUCCUGCUUAUGGCCCUAACGGCAUGUACGGUGGUGGACAGCCACAGUACAACCCAUACGCCACUUACGGACCAGGUGGUCGUGUGCAGGACAGCCAGGCUCGCGUCAUCCAGAGCCGUCGUCUGCAGAACGAUGCAAACAAGUACAUGAACUACGAUCUGAAGACUAUGCCCCGUCACGAGAUCUACAGUCUGUGCAAGGACCAGCACGGUUGUCGGUUCUUGCAGAAGAAGCUUGAGGAGCGCAAUGCGGAGAACAUUCAGAUCAUCUUUGACGAGACUGCCCCUCACGUUGUUGAACUCAUGACUGACCCGUUCGGCAACUACCUUUGCCAGAAGUUGCUGGAGUACUGCAACGAUGAGCAGCGCAACACUCUUGUUCGCAACGCUUCUCCCGCUAUGGUUCAAAUUGCAUUCAACCAGCACGGCACUCGCGCCUUGCAGAAGAUGAUCGAGUUCAUCUCCACCGACGAGCAGACCCAGAUGAUCAUCCGAGCAUUGUCAGGACAAGUUGUUGAUCUCAUCCAGGAUCUGAACGGCAACCACGUCAUCCAGAAGUGUUUGAACCACCUCAAGUCUGUGGAGGCUCAGUUCAUCUUUGAUGCUGUAGGCGAGAACUGCAUCACCGUUGGCACCCAUCGCCAUGGUUGCUGUGUUCUUCAGCGCUGCAUUGACCAUGCUGUUGGCUUCCAGAAGGUCGACCUCAUUCGCAAGAUUACGGCCCAUAGUUUCCAUCUUGUACAGGAUCCUUUCGGCAACUACGUGGUUCAGUACAUCCUGGAUCUCAACGAUGCUGCCUUCACAACACCCAUGUGUCAAGGCUUCCAGGGCAAGAUUUGCGAAUUGUCCAAGCAGAAGUUCAGUUCCAACGUUAUCGAGAAGUGCAUCCGCUGCGCUGAGCCACACGUCAAGGGCAUGAUGAUCGAGGAGUUGCUUGAUGUCGAGCAGCUUGAGCAGCUCAUGCGCGACUCAUACGGCAAUUAUGUUAUUCAGACUGCACUCGAGUUUGCCCCUGCUGAGCUUUGCGUGCACCUCAUUGAGGCUAUGCGUCCAAUUCUGCCUUCGAUCCGCCAGACUCCUUAUGGUCGUCGCAUCAUGAGCAAGGUUGGAGAGCGCGAGACUCGCCUGACUGCGUACACGGGCGGGCGUACUUCUUCUGGUCAAGCCUCUCCUGGUGCUGCUCAGGGCUCUGAGCAAGGUGCAGUAUUCAGUCAGGCCCUGCCACAGUAUCAGCAAAACAGCGUCGCAGCUAGCUACCAAGGCGCCAGCGGUUCCUCUAGCUUCCAGACACCAAUGUACACGGCCAACGCAAACUACGGCCCAAGCAUCAUUUCACCCCAGCCUCAUCGUCAGCCUCACCGCCUGAGCAACCCCCACCACAUGCACAACCCUAUGCAGGACAACCGCCAGAAUUACCAGGGUUACCAGAACCAGCAUCAGUACGGUGUCGCUCAGACCAACGGCGGUAACGGCAGUUGGUUCUAG